Oreochromis aureus is the source of this 799-nucleotide messenger RNA. Its product is annotated as type-2 ice-structuring protein-like. Bases 20 to 661 code for a protein of 213 amino acids. NCBI's taxonomy places the organism in Eukaryota, Metazoa, Chordata, Actinopteri, Cichliformes, Cichlidae. The transcript has 7 exons. The record is from RefSeq and is a predicted model, not a curated record. Gene Ontology annotation, molecular function: signaling receptor activity.
UGUAGUUAUCCCUUCAUUAAUGAAGUGGCAGUCGCUUCAGAUCUUAAGUUUUUUCACAGAGAUACUAAACAUCACCAUGAAGUUGCUGGUUGUGUCUGCACUUUUUUGUGCAAUGAUGGCUCUGACCACUGCUGCUGCUCUGCCAGCUAAAGAGGCCAGCAAUGACACGGAGGUACUACUGCUCACAGCUCUUGAAGAUGAAGAGGCCGGAAGUGGAAUGGAUUCAGUAUUGUUUACAGGUGAACCUCAUGAUAUGAAGCCAAAAAAACAAUGCCCCAAUGGUUGGACAGAGUACUGCAACCGCUGUUUUAUCUAUGUUUUUCAUGCCAUGUCUUGGGCUCAGGCUCAGAGAAACUGUGACUUCAUGAAAGCAAACCUUGCAUCUGUACACACCUUUGAAGAGUACAAGUUUGUUCAGCACCUGAUAUUUAAUUCCACACAUGCAAGUCAACAGACAUGGCUUGGAGGCUCAGAUGCACAGGAGAAUGGUUAUUGGUUUUGGAUUGAUGGAACACAGUUCAGAUACACAAACUGGUGUCCUGGACAGCCAAGCAACUAUUAUUAUGAGCAAUGCCUGCAGAUGAAUUUUGGAGGACACAAGUGUUGGGAUGAUGCAUACUGUACCAAACUACUGUCAUCUGUCUGCGCCAAGAAGAUCUGAUGAUUUCUGCUGACAUAAAGGCAUGUUAAUCCUGGCAAAGAAGCAAUCAAUCUCAUGUAUCCUCUAAAGAAUCUGUUUCUGAUGUUACAGCUUUACUUAUUUUGUUUGGCUCUAAUGCGACAUAAGGAAUGAAGUCAC